AGAAGCCCUAGAGUGGCCAUGGGGACGGGCGGGCGUAGGGGGAUGCGGUCCGGGAAAGGCACGGAAGGUGCGGCGGCGGCGGCUUCAUCCUCUUUCUUGUAUCGUUGUAUCGAGUGCAACCGGGAGGCCCGGGAACUGUACCGGGACUACAACCACGGAGUGCUCAAGAUAACCAUCUGCGUGAGCGCGCCGGGGGGCGGGGCGGGGCGGGGCGCGUCUAGGAAGGCGGAUCGGAACGUGCUGUGGUCCGGGGCGAGGGCCUGGGAGCUUGAGCACGUGGGGGAGGAGUGGUCCAUAUAUUGGUGUGAAAGAGAAAGCAAGGAUGUUCUUGAAGACUGCCUAGGCCAUGAAUGUUAUAAGACUUACGGCAUCCAGGAGUGCUGGCGCAUUUCUGUGACUCCAGCACUCCACUCGCAGGCCAGGCAGGAGGAGGAUCACGAGUUGGAGGCCAGCCUCGGUUACCUAGAGAGAGACUGUCUGAAACGAAUAAACGAAUGAUGGAGAGAGAUGCGAUUCACUGAGGAAAUAGAAAUGGUAGCAGGAAGUGUGUCGUUCUCUUGUUGAGGCUGAGGACAUGGAAGCAAUAUUUGAGGUCCGGUACUGUAGGGAUUUCUUAGAAGAAAACGGUAUCUUUUCAGGAUACUUGUCAAUUAAAUAGUAAAUAACACAACAAUUUAACCAAAGUAGAAAACAUUUAUCACGCCCAAGGAUGUUGCUCGGGUCCGUAGAGUGCUUGCCUGACACGCAGGAAGCCUUAUACUCCGGCUCCAGCUCCACGCCUGUAAUCCCUGCAGUUAGGAGAUGGAGGCGGGAGGUCCAGAAGAGAAAGAGAGGAGGAGAUAGAAUGAAUGUCUCCCUGUGUGUUUCCUCCUUAUACUCAAAGUGAAGGCAGGAGGAAGCAGUGGAGAGGCUGCUGGUGGAAGAGCACCCACUGAUCCAUCAGUUCCACAGAUGGAGAAAGUCAGCGAGCUCCCUAUGUGUCGGGUGCCACGAAAAGGCUGGACAACACAGGGCAUGAAGCCUGAUAGUAGAAGUAGCCUCUUCGGCAUCUCAUUGUAACAGUCAAGGCAAGAUGGCAUGCUCUCUUAGCCUUCUAAACUAUAAGGUCCCUGAGGUUAGAGGACAGUGGCUCCAGGUGAUGAGCUUAUUGGAGCCCAUGCAGCUCCAGAGAAGGAGAGCUCUUGCUAUUUUGUUCCCACAGCACAGCAUCUGGCUAACAAAUGAUACAGAAGGAAUAGGAGUUUUGUGUUUCCAGAGGCUGGUCUUUCCCCUCCUGCCUCCAAAUUGCUCUGCCUCCCUGUUCUUACAUUUGGGGUAAUGUCCAAAAAGUGGGACGUAGAUAGCUUUUCAAAGAUAGAGAGAGGGAUUUGCCAACUUAACAGUUUCUCUCAGCAAUAGUCUUCAGUCUCUGGGCCUGAACCUCAGGCCUGAGGGGAAGAGAGAGGCUCCAUGUCAGCGCAAAGGAAGGGGAUCUGGAAAGAACCUCUGUCCUGAGCUUGAUAUCUGAGUGUAGUUGCUUUCACCUCACAGGGGAUUUCAGGCAAUUGAAAGACGUGAACCUCUAUGCCUCCAUUUUGACAGAAGCCAAGCACAACUGCGGGUUCACCUGGUAACUGGAGAGGCCUGGUGUUUCUUACAGUGGUGUGACUGAAGUAGGGCAGCUCUUCCAGGGGACAGUGAAUCUGUUUUGUUGUGUUGACGUCCAGGGUUACAGUUCUCCGAUGCACUUGACUUUUUUCUAAAGUCAAUUAAAAGGUGAUCGUGGUCGGCCUGUGGUUUCUGUUUGUGUGUUAUCCUGUCAGCCUUUCAGAGUCACUUGGACUCGCAGCCAUUCUUUUUUUCACUGAGUGAUACCAUCUGGGCAAGUUUGAAACUGACACUGUUUCAAUGUCCCUAUGUUGUAUAACAACCAGUUCUAAUUCUUCUCACAGUAUUAGAGUAUGAGAGGAAGCCGUUUGGGAUCUGAGGGAGUCUGAUUUAGGUGACAAAGACCCAGACUGUAAACCCAAGUCUCUGCACACAACACAUUACCCUCUGCUGUGUCUGUGGUAGCAAAGAAAGAACGUUUUCUUUCCAAGUUCUUUUUCAUUGGAAAAAGACCAGGCUUGGGAUUGCUGCCACUACCCUGGUCUCUCGGGAGCUAAAAGAUAGGAACUUUGUUGAACACCCAUCUCCAGAUCCGGAGUCACAGCCUACACCACAGCUUGUCAGCCAGUGUGUUAGAAAGAUUAGCUGUUAAGAAAUCGUACAACUGAAAGUGGCAUUGAAAGCUUUUGUGCCUGGAGUGGCUCCUUACAUCAUAUUCCUGUCUGACUCCUGUCUGUUUUGUUGUGUGAUUUCAGACAGGGUCUCCUUAUUCAGCCCCUGCCCACUCAGCAUCCUCCCACCUCCAUGUCUUCAAUGCCGAGGGCUUAGUUGCUUGUUAUUUUAAAUAUGGGUCUUUCUAGUUAGCAGCUUUUAUUUAGUGUCUUCUUCUUACAUGGGUGGACAUUUUUAAUGGGAGGAUUUUAAAUUGAUGCCUAGACACGCUAUUGCUGGGAAAGUCCAAAACAGACUUCAAUUUUUAAGUCCUUUAAAAUUUCAGAACCUGUUAAUUGUUUGCUCUAAUAUUAUUUUGUUUUUUCCCCCAGAAAUCCUGCCAGAAACCAGUAGACAAAUAUAUUGAAUAUGAUCCUGUUAUUAUCCUGAUUAAUGCCAUUUUAUGUAAAACACAGGCUUAUAGGCAUAUUCUCUUCAACACUCAAAUAAAUCAUACCUGCGUUGGUGGCAGCUGCAGGACUCAAGCCAGAGUCCAGCCCCCGAUGACGUGAUCCGCUAUGCCAAGGAGUGGGACUUCUACAGGAUGUUCGUGAUCGCGUCUUUCGCAACACAUGACAGCAAGAGGGGCGCCAGACUUUGUUUUGCUGCUGAAGGCGCUGCUGCUGUCCAGCUACGGGAAGCUGCUGCUGAUCCCCGCCGUCAUCUGGGAGCACGACCACACGCCUCUGUGUCUCAGGCUCAUCAAGGUGUUCGUUCUCACCUCAAACUUCCAGGCGAUCAGAGUGACCCUGAACACCAACCGGAGGCUGUCCCUGUUGGCCGUGCUGAGCGGCCUGCUGCUGGAGAGCAUCAUGGUCUUCUUCUUCCAGAGGAUGGAGUGGAAUGUGGGCAGCGACUGUGCGGUGUACAAGUCUCAGGACUUCUGAAGCUUUAUCCUCUCUGUGGCGGGACCAGCUACCUCAAAAGAGAAGGCGCAAGAGAUCCCAAAGCCUCUGCUUUCUGUGAGUGAAGCCAAGACUGGGGAUUCCUGAGCCCAGAAUCCCCCAGGAAGAUCUGAACCACCUGUAGGCAAGGCUGAGCACCCAGGCGGGCACCAAGGUUCCACAGCUCGGUUCCUUUAUGUCUUUUAAGUUGAAAUAUUCACUGGUGGCUUUAAACCUGUGUUUUGUGUUUUCUGCAGAAGCACUUUUGAGUCGUCUUUCAGAAUAAAUCAGACUUUUUAUA
Messenger RNA from Rattus norvegicus (Norway rat), 3483 nucleotides. Lineage: Eukaryota; Metazoa; Chordata; Mammalia; Rodentia; Muridae. The record is from RefSeq and is a predicted model, not a curated record.